Messenger RNA from Knipowitschia caucasica, 3129 nucleotides. The record is from the annotation of a GenBank genome assembly. NCBI's taxonomy places the organism in Eukaryota, Metazoa, Chordata, Actinopteri, Gobiiformes, Gobiidae.
AUGGCCUGCAAGAACUUGGUUUCUACAAACAUGGGAGUGAGAUUUCGAGUCCCGCUGCAGAAACUUCAUCCUCUGUCCCGGGCCAUCCAUCAUCGCUACUCGGGAAACGCAAAUGCUCAGCGCUCACCCCAUCGCACAGCAGCCCGUUAUUAUACCUCAAUGUCCCGGCUACCAAUGCGACAACCCACGCCUCCCCCUGGCUCCAAGGGCCGCAACUAUCAGCAGCAGCGGGACUUUUGGGUUGCCCGCCUGGCAGCCAGGUUACUCAAACUCCGAUAUAUUUUCCUCGGAACAGCUGUGGGAGGAGGAUAUACUGCUAAAAAGACCUAUGAGGAGUGGAAGGACAUGUUUCCUGAUCUUAGUGAAUACAACUGGGUUAUUCCUGAUUUCGUAUGGGAGCUGAGUGAACAAAUAGAUCUGGAUAAAGUUACCAAGGCUCUACCGGAGAUUGAAGAAAUAGCAAAAUUACUGCCUGAUUUUGACAAAAUUGGAGAACAGUUCUCUUUUCUGAAAAGCCUGCUGUCAUCUGGUGUGAAUUUGGGUAGUCAAGUCAAAGGAGCUUCUGGUCUGCAUCUGUUGUUAGAAACCACAAGUGAUCCGCAACUUAAUGCCACCGAUACUCAAACUACUGUCUUGCAAGAGUCUAGUGAGAAGCAAUACAAAAAGGGUCUGCUUGGGGAGCUGAUUCUUAUUCAGCAACAGAUUCAGCGGCACGAGGAAGAAGUCCGGCGGGCCGCUGAAGCCAGUAAUGCGCGUUCCCCUCCUCCAGAGCCUGCUCCCAUUCCACCUCCGAGCACUAUUCCCCCUCAACAGAAGCGAAAGUCAUCGGACAGAGAAAAGAUUGAUCAGCUUCAGGAAGAGCUCCUCCGCACUCAGAUGAAAUAUCAGCGCAUGUUAGAACGACUUGAAAAAGAAAACAAAGAGCUUCGAAAAGUCGUUCUGCAGAAAGAUGACAAAGGAAUACACCAAAGAAAAGUCAAAAAAUCACUUAUUGACUUGUAUUCUGAAGUCCUGGAUAUCUUGUCUGACUAUGACUCAAAUUAUAACACUCAAGACCAUCUGCCAAGAGUGGUUGUAGUUGGGGAUCAGAGUGCUGGGAAGACGAGUGUAUUAGAGAUGAUUGCUCAGGCUAGGAUUUUCCCUCGGGGCUCUGGAGAGAUGAUGACACGCUCUCCUGUUAAGGUUACACUAAGCGAAGGCCCACAUCAUGUGGCAAUGUUUAAGGACAGUGGACGAGAGUUUGAUCUGAACAAGGAGGAGGAUUUGGCAGCUUUGAGGCACGAGAUUGAGCUCAGAAUGAGAAAGAGUGUGAAAGAUGGACAGACGGUUAGCUCUGAGACAAUAUCUUUAAGUGUCAAAGGUCCAGGUAUUCAAAGAAUGGUGCUUGUUGACCUGCCAGGUGUCAUUAGUACCGUGACUGCUGGUAUGGCAUCAGAUACAAAAGACACCAUUUUUAGCAUCAGCAAAGCCUACAUGCAAAAUCCAAAUGCCAUUAUUCUUUGUAUUCAGGAUGGCAGCGUUGACGCCGAGCGAAGCAUUGUAACAGACCUUGUUAGCCAGAUGGACCCUCAGGGAAAAAGAACCAUAUUUGUCCUCACAAAAGUGGACCUGGCUGAAAAAAAUCUGGCCAGUCCAAGCAGGAUACAACAAAUUGUAGAGGGAAAGUUGUUCCCUAUGAAGGCAUUGGGCUAUUUUGCUGUAGUCACAGGAAAAGGAAGUAGUGCUGAGAGAAUAGACUCCAUCAAAGAUUAUGAGGAAGAUUUUUUCCAGAAUUCAAGAUUACUCCGGGAAGGGAUGUUAAAAGCUCACCAAGUAACCACAAAGAACCUGAGUCUGGCUGUGUCUGACUGUUUCUGGAAGAUGGUGAGGGAGUCCGUUGAGCAGCAAGCUGAUGUUUUCAAAGCAUCCCGCUUCAAUCUUGAGACUGAAUGGAAGAAUAACUACCCUCGACUCAGAGAAUUAGAUCGUAACGAGUUGUAUGAAAAGGCUAAAAAUGAAAUCCUGGAUGAAGUUAUUAGUUUAAGUCAAGUAACACCACAACUUUGGGAGUCUAUUCUACAAAAGAAAUUGUGGGAGCGAGUUUCAACCCAUGUGAUAGAAAACAUAUACCUACCUGCUGCUCAAACAAUGGACUCUGGAACCUUCAACACCACAGUUGACAUAAAGCUGAAGCAGUGGACUGACAAGCAGCUCCCUCACAAAGCACUAGAGGUUGCCUGGGAGACGCUGCAGGAAGAGUUUGCCCGCUUCAUGGCUGAAUACAAAGGCAAAGACCAGGACGACAUUUUUGACAAGCUGAAGGAGGCUGUGAAAGAUGAGAGUAUUAAGAGACACAAAUGGAACGAAAGGGCCAUGGACAGUCUGAGAGUUAUCCAACAUAAUGCACUGGAAGACCGUUCCAUAACAGACAAGCCUCAGUGGGACGCAGCCAUUCAGUUCAUGGAAGAAACCCUGCAGUCUCGACUUAAAGACACGGAGUCCGUAAUCCGAGACAUGGUGGGUCCAGAUUGGAAAGAGAGGUGGAUGAACUGGAAGAACCGCAGUCCAGAGCAGCACAUCCGGAAUGAAACUAAGAAUGAGCUGGAGCGCGUACUUAAACUCCAUGAUGAACACACGGCGUACUUGGCGAAUGACGAGGUGACAACGGUCCGUAAAAACUUGGAGGCCCGCGGUGUAGAAGUGGAUCCAGUGCUGAUCAAGGACACCUGGCACCAGCUAUACCGGCGACACUUUCUGCAAACAGCUCUUUCACACUGUAGUCUUUGCAAGAGAGGGUUUUACUAUUACCAGAGGCACUUUGUCGAUUCUGAGCUGGAGUGCAAUGACGUGGUCCUUUUUUGGAGAAUCCAGCGCAUGUUAGGAAUCACAGCCAACACUCUCCGACAGCAGCUCACAAACACUGAAGUGCGGCGGUUAGAAAAAAAUGUCAAGGAAGUGUUGGAGGACAUUGGGGAGGACUCCGAAAAGAAAACCCAGCUCAUCACUGGCCGCCGGGUCCAGCUGGCUGAGGACCUCAAAAAGGUUCGAGAGAUCCAGGAGAAACUAGAAGCUUUCAUCGAAGCCCUUCACAAAGGAAAAAUAAUAAGCAAGGAAACAGGUACAUCUGGAGUUCCCCACACAAUGCACUGA